This is a messenger RNA of Diaporthe batatas, 2337 nucleotides long. RefSeq lists its product as uncharacterized. Gene Ontology annotation, molecular function: 4-hydroxy-tetrahydrodipicolinate synthase activity. Bases 1215 to 2258 code for a protein of 347 amino acids. The transcript is spliced from 2 exons. NCBI's taxonomy places the organism in Eukaryota, Fungi, Ascomycota, Sordariomycetes, Diaporthales, Diaporthaceae. The record is from RefSeq and is a predicted model, not a curated record.
GUACGGGCUGCGUGGCUAAUGCAGGACUGACAGGCUUGCUGGCAGGCAGGCAUGCAAGCAUGCAGCAGGCAUGCAGGCCAAGUCCCCGGCCUGGCACUGGCGACAUCAAUCAGCCCAUCCUGCUUCGCCCUGCCCUGCGAGAGCCGUGAUAGCACCUGAGAGAGAGCCAACAACACCAUGCCUACCUUUCAUGACCGACCCCAAGGCCAACCAACCAGCCCCCCCACGAUCGCACAGAUGGGCCGGCUCACACUCGGGCCGGCCUCAUCCCGGCUAGGGAACAAAGCCAACCAACAAUUUCUUUCUUCUCCGCCUUUUAGCUUGCCGUCGGAGGUAACGCAGGACAGCUCGUUGCUCAUGAGCUGUCCCCUCUCAGGGCUAGGCUGGCUACGGAGUACCCCGUCAAGCCCGUCCAAGCUUUGGGUUUGGGGCAAACCGCCCCGUCCUUGGCCGGAAGGGAAGGGGGGAGGGGGAAGAGGGACGGCGCCAUGGGCCUGCCGUAUGAUUAAAGUUACGUCAAAGAUUGGCUCCCACAACUGAGCCCAGGGUUUCGCGAUCGUCCGUCCUGACUCUGUGGGGUGUCCCACUCGGAAGCCUUCCGUCUCAGCUGUGUGUGUGGUGCCUGGGCCAUGGCAAACUACGGGACCAGCUCGACCAGCUCGACCAGCCUUGUCCACCGCCCGCAAACAAAUCCGAUAUGCCCGGCCCCGGGUUGGUGGGUUUCCUGGGGGUGGAGCACUGCAUGUGGAGGAGCUGGUGCGCUGGUCCAAGGCGUGUGUGUGCGUGGUGUGCAUGGUGGUGGUUCUGGCCACGCUUCCCGAGUCGUGUUGCUUGUUGCUGUUGCAGCACUUGUGGGCGUGGUCCCGUCACUGCUUGCGUUUCGGCGGACGUCAUGGUCCGCUGUCAAUGACUGACUGGUUGGUCUGCGUCGGUCCUCCUCCACGCCCAUCCUUCUUAUAUGUCGCGUGUGCACUUUCCGCCACCAACACACCCCCCUUCCCAGGAACUAACACCCUUUUGUGCAAAGACCUGCGACGUCCGUACUCUUCUCUGUCCAACAUUUGACUCGAAGCGGACUCAAGCUCACUCAUACAAAGCACUAUUUACGUGUAUGAUUUGCUAUAUUGGAGGGCCCUCAGACUUUUUGUAUCAUCAGUCCUCACAUACAUACACAAGUACGCCCACUCACAACGCCACUCACAACGCCACGCAAUAUGCCCUCCUCAGAAGGCGCUGGCCAUGCCAACGGCUCCCACGACGCCCGCCAGAGGAAGAAUGUCCACCCAUUAGUCCCAGGCGUCUACGUCCCAACACCAGCCUUCUUCAAAGACGACGCAGACGAGCAGGUAGACCUGGACAGUGUCGCAAAACAUGCUGUUCGCCUAGCCCGCGCAGGUGUUACCGGCAUAGCCGUCCAGGGCUCCAAUGGGGAGGCCGUGCACCUUCUCGACUACGAGCGGGACCACAUCACCCAGAUCACGCGGAACGCCCUGGACGAGGCCGGGUUCAACGACAUGCCCCUCAUCGUGGGUUGCGCCGCCCAGUCCACCCGCCAGACCAUCGAGCUGUGUAAGCAGGCAGCCCUCAAUGGCGGCGAUGCCGCCCUCGUCCUGCCCCCCGCGUACUACCAGGGUCUGUUCGAUAAGGAGACCGUGUCCCGCUUCUUCCUUGACGUCGCGGACAAGAGCCCCAUCCCUAUCAUCAUCUACAACUACCCCGCCGCCGUCUCGGGCCUGGACCUCAACAGCGACGAUCUGAUCAACCUGGGACGCGCCCACCGCAACAUCGUCGGGGCCAAGUUCACCUGCGGCAACACGGGCAAGCUGGCGAGGGUGGCCGCCGAGUUCACGGGGAAGCCCGUCCCCGCCGCAGGACACGACGAGGCCUACGCAAACGAGUACCCAGAUUUCCUCUGCUUCGCCGGCUCAGGCGACUUCCUCACGCCCGCCAUGGCCGCGGGGGCAGCGGGUGUCAUCCCCGGCAUCGCCAACGUGGCCCCCGCGACGGUGGUCCAGCUAUACAGGUCGCUGGUCAAGGGCCAGGGCGACCAGAAGCUGCAGAGGAUCCUGGCGCGCGGCGACUGGGCGGCUAUCAAAUCCGGCGCGGUGGGCGUCAAGGUGGGACUGCAGGAGUACUUUGGCUAUGGGGGCUGGGCGCGGAAGCCGUUGCCGCGGCCGGAGGGUGAGCGGCGGAAGGAGAUUGUGGAGGGCUUCAGGGAGCUUGUUGAGUUGGAGAAUUCAUUAGGAGGAAGCGCGUGAUGGGCGGAAUAACCAAGAUUAAGCUACUUGGGGGAACUCUACCACCCUUUCAAACAUGAUUCUCGUGCGUGGGGGCCGU